Messenger RNA from Syngnathus acus (greater pipefish), 1343 nucleotides. RefSeq names its product cytochrome c oxidase assembly protein COX11, mitochondrial (gene cox11). The transcript has 5 exons. The record is from RefSeq and is a predicted model, not a curated record. Gene Ontology annotation, cellular component: mitochondrial inner membrane. Gene Ontology annotation, molecular function: copper ion binding. The coding region runs from base 409 to 1182 and encodes 257 amino acids. Lineage: Eukaryota; Metazoa; Chordata; Actinopteri; Syngnathiformes; Syngnathidae.
GUAAGGUGUCGCCGUCAAACAUGGCAGCUGCCUUGUCCUCCUUUCCUCGCGAAUGACAUGAACGUUGAUGUGAAUGAUCAAGUCAUGCGUUUGUUACGUGAGUUAAGAGUCUUGACACCGUGAAUUAAGUUUUGUUUGUUUGUUUGUUUGUUUGUUUUUUCCUGCAGGGCAAUCGGGCGAGCUCGACUGUGGACACUUCCUUGCAGGUGUAAGCGUUCUUUAGUGGUUCGCUGCGAGUCUUGACAUUAGCCAGCGAGCACUCAGUCCAUGGUUGGUCUAAAUGUGAGUGAGCAUUCCAAGGUGUACCCUGGCCCUCGCCCACCCGAAUGAGGACAUAGGAAAUGGAUAAGAAUGGAAUCAUCCUCAGUGCUGGCUGUCUGUCCACCAUGCAGGUGAUCCGGUCCUGCCAUGCUGCUGUCCGCGCUCCUGCGCCAGGCGCCGCGCCAGGCGCCGCGCCCCCGCCUCGGGCCCUCGCCCCCACCGAGGGGUCUCGCCUGCGACGCCGGGAGGCCGCUGCGCGUGCUGUGGCCCCAAAUCCCAGCCGCGCGCCCCUACGUCCAGAGCCGCGGCGUCAAGAGCAGAAAGCGUCCGAGCUUCGAGGAGCAGCGCAAGACUCGCAACAAGACGGUGCUGACGUACGUGGCGGCCGCAGGCGUGGCCAUGGUCGGCCUGUCCUACGCCGCCGUGCCACUCUACAGGCUCUACUGCCAGGCGACGGGGCUCGGCGGCUCGGCGGUGGCCGGUCACGACUCGGACCUGGUGGCCACCAUGGAGCCGGUGAAGGAGCGCGUCAUCAAAGUCACCUUCAACGCCGACACGCAUGCCAGCAUGCGGUGGAACUUCAGACCUCAGCAGACGGAGAUCUUUGUGGUCCCGGGGGAGACUGCGCUGGCCUUCUACAGGGCCAAGAACCCCACUGACAAGCCCAUCAUCGGCAUCUCCACCUACAACGUGGUGCCCUUCGACGCCGGCCAGUACUUCAACAAGAUCCAGUGCUUCUGCUUCGAGGAGCAGCGUCUGAACCCUCACGAGGAGGUGGACAUGCCCGUCUUCUUCUACAUCGACCCCGAGUUUGACGCCGACCCCAGGAUGGCCCGCGUGGACACCAUCACGCUGUCCUACACCUUCUUCGAGGCCAAGGAGGGACAGCGUCCGCCGCUGCCGGGCUACGGCUACAGCUGAGCGCCGCCGGCCGGACUUUGGACUCCAAGCGGAUGUCGGAAACCAAUUUGCCGUCGCGAGAAGAGGAACUCGUCGGACGUUGGACUUAGCCUGUCCGUCCGUCCGUCCACGUGUCUUUUGUGAAGACCCCCCCCCACAUCAAUAAAUGAUGAGCGAUUGGA